This is a messenger RNA of Gekko japonicus, 1395 nucleotides long. RefSeq names its product cadherin-18-like. Gene Ontology annotation, molecular function: cadherin binding; calcium ion binding. The transcript has 7 exons. Gene Ontology annotation, cellular component: plasma membrane; adherens junction; catenin complex. The coding region runs from base 1 to 1395 and encodes 464 amino acids. The record is from RefSeq and is a predicted model, not a curated record. Lineage: Eukaryota; Metazoa; Chordata; Lepidosauria; Squamata; Gekkonidae. Gene Ontology annotation, biological process: cell-cell junction assembly; multicellular organism development; homophilic cell-cell adhesion.
AUGAUCUGGAAGUCCCGGCUACCUCUCAACUAUGAAAAAAAGAAAUCUUAUACUCUUAAUAUAGAAGGAGCAAAUACCCACCUCGAUUUCCGCUUCUCACACUUAGGACCUUUUAAAGAUGUAACUAUGUUGAAGAUUAGUGUUGGCGACGUGGAUGAGCCUCCAGUGUUCACUUUGCCUUCCUACGUCAUGGACGUUCACGAGAAUGCCAAGAUUGGGACCAUUGUGGGCACCGUGACCGCACAAGAUCCAGACAGUGCUAGCAAUGAAGUAAGAUAUCUGAUUGAUCACCAUACAGAAGAAGAUACAUAUUUCACCAUUGAAGCCGCCACUGGAACCCUUAAGACCGCCAAGGUUUUUGACAGGGAAGAAGUCUCUUGGUACAAUAUCACAGUCACCGCUUCUGAAAUUGACAGUCCCGGACUACUGAGCCAUGUCCCCAUUGGAAUUAAAAUUCUCGACGUCAAUGACAACCCUCCAGAGCUUGCCAGAGAUUAUGAUGUGGUUGUCUGUGAGAAUGCAAAGCCUGGGCAGACAAUUCAGACUAUCAGCGCCACUGACAGAGACGACUUUGCCAAUGGACAAAGGUUCCGUUUUUCUCUGGACAGCAGUCUUCCUUUAAAUCCCAACUUUACGCUGAAGGACAACGAAGAUAACACAGCCAGUAUCCUGACCCGAAGAAGGAAAUUUAGUCGGACGACCCAGGAUGUGUAUUACCUCCCUGUCAUGAUCUCUGAUGAGGGGAUCCCUUCUCUCAGCAGCAGCGCCACCCUUGUGAUCCGCGUGUGUGCAUGCGAAAGAGAUGGGCGUGUGCGGACCUGCACUGCCGAAGCCUUCCUCUCCUCCGCAGGGCUGAGUACGGGAGCCUUGAUUGCCAUCCUGUUGUGUGUCGUCAUCCUCCUGGCAAUUGUGGUCCUUUUCAUUACACUAAGACGCAGCAAAAAGGAGCCUCUGAUAAUUUCAGAAGAGGAUGUCCGGGAAAACGUUGUCACCUAUGACGAUGAGGGCGGAGGCGAGGAGGACACGGAAGCUUUUGACAUUACUGCUCUGCGGAACCCGUCGGCAGCUGAAGAACUGAAGUAUCGGAGGGAUGUUCGGCCUGAAGUGAAGCCCAUGCCCAAACAUCCCGCUUCAUCCAGCCUUGACACCAUAGAUGUUCAGGAAUUUAUUAAACAAAGACUGGCUGAAGCGGACCUUGACCCUAGCGUACCGCCAUAUGAUUCUCUACAGACAUACGCGUAUGAGGGUCAAAGGUCAGAAGCGGGAUCUGUCAGUUCUUUGGAUUCCGCUACCACACAUUCCGACCAGGAUUAUAAUUACCUUGGUGACUGGGGACCAGAGUUUAAGAAGCUAGCUGAAAUUUAUGGAGAAAUAGAAUCUGAAAGAACAACUUAA